Molecule: messenger RNA, 8004 nt
Organism: Xiphias gladius (swordfish)
Lineage: Eukaryota; Metazoa; Chordata; Actinopteri; Istiophoriformes; Xiphiidae
Product: ankyrin repeat and IBR domain-containing protein 1-like
Exons: 21
Coding region: 377-4384 (1335 amino acids)
Biological process (GO): protein polyubiquitination; ubiquitin-dependent protein catabolic process; positive regulation of proteasomal ubiquitin-dependent protein catabolic process
Cellular component (GO): cytoplasm; ubiquitin ligase complex
Molecular function (GO): ubiquitin conjugating enzyme binding; zinc ion binding; ubiquitin protein ligase activity
Source: RefSeq, a predicted model, not a curated record
ACUGAGGAGGUCCAGUCAGUCUCGCCCCUCCGCUCUCAGCAGCAGCAGCAGCAGCAUCAUCGUCGUCGUCGUCGUCGUCGUCCCCGCCGGGUCCGGUUGGCAGAGAGGAUGGUCCAGCGGAAAAGCAGCCGAGGGUGCCAAUGACAGUGAUAAGAUAAUGGCCCUCGGUUUUCGCAGGUUUCCGAAUGCCCGACCAGUGACCGAGUGAAACGACCGUGGCAGGAAGACACUGAACCAUGUUGCUCUGAGUUGUCACCUGUGGUGAUCGGGGGAGGAGGAAGAGGAGGAGGAGGGAGGAGGUGUAGGCAGGCAGGCAGGCAGGCAGACGGGCAUCUGUCACAGCUCCUUUAAGGCGGCCUUUUGCAAGCUUGAAGCCAUGGGCAACACAGCCACCAAGUUCCGAAAGGCCCUGGUGGGCGGCGAUGAGGCCCUGGCCUGGCAAUUGUAUGAGGGCAACCCUCAGUUCAGGGAUGGCCUGGACCCGAAUGCAUCGUACGGAGAGCAGUACCAGCACAACACGGCCCUGCACUACGUCUGCCGGCAUGCCAUGACACGUCUGCUCAGGUCUUUCCUGUUCAGCAAAGAGGGGAACCCCAACAAGCGUAAUGUGCACAAUGAGACGUGCCUCCAUGUGCUGUGCCAAGGCCCGCAGAUCCUACUGCUGCCAGAGGGAGCGCUGUCACCACGACUGGCCCGACCACAGAGAGACGAGCAGCGCCGUGCGGACUGCCUGCAGAUGAUCCUAAGCUGGACUGGGGCCAGGCUGGAUGGAGGCCAGUAUGAGAAGGCCAAUGUCAACACCACUGACAACCACCACAGCACCUGUCUGCACUACGCUGCUGCUGCAGGCAUGAAGAGCUGUGUUGAGCUGCUAAUCCAGAGCGAGGCGGACCUCUUUGUGGAGGAUGAAGACAAGCUGACGCCAUGCGACCAUGCCGAGCGGCAUCACCACACCGAGCUGGCCCUCAGCCUGGAGUCACAGAUGGUUUUUUCCUCCUCUUCACCUCAGCAGUCAAACACAGAUGCACAUGGUGAAACCAACCUGCUGCAAUACAAAGAGCCUUAUGAGGGACUGAAGCUUCAGGACCUGCGCAGGCUGAAGGACAUGCUGAUUGUGGAGACGGCAGACAUGCUGCAAGCCCCCCUCUUCACAGCCGAGGCCCUGCUCCGAGCACAUGACUGGGACAGAGAAAAGCUUCUGGAGGCCUGGAUGUCAGACGCUGAAGGCUGCUGUCAGCGUUCGGGCGUGGCCAUGCCCACCCCACCACCCAGCGGCUACAAUGCCUGGGACACCCUACCCUCACCCCGCACCCCUCGGACCCCACGCUCACCCCUUACACUCACUCUUACCUCUCCCACUGACAGCUGCCUCACACCUGGAGAGGAGGGCCUGGCUACGUGUGGAAUCUGUCUCUGCUCUAUCUCAGUCUUUGAGGACCCAGUGGACAUGUCCUGUGGCCAUGAGUUCUGCAGAGCCUGCUGGGAAGGGUUCCUCAACGUAAAGAUUCAGGAGGGUGAAGCACACAAUAUCUUCUGCCCGGCGUAUGAGUGUUAUCAGUUGGUGCCAGUGCAUGUGAUAGAGAGCGUGGUUUCCAGAGAGAUGGACCAGCGAUACCUACAGUUUGACAUCAAGGCAUUUGUGGAGAACAAUCCUGCCAUCCGCUGGUGUCCUGCAGCGCGUUGCGAGCGAGCGGUGAGGCUCACCCGACCAGGCCCCGGGGACAGUGACCCACACAGCUUCCCCCUGCUACCCUCACCAGCUGUCGAUUGUGGCAAGGGUCACCUCUUUUGCUGGGAGUGCCUUGGUGAGGCCCAUGAGCCGUGUGACUGUCAGAUGUGGCGGAACUGGCUCCAGAAAGUCACAGAGAUGAAGCCUGAGGAGUUGGCAGGUGUGAGCGAGGCCUAUGAGGAUGCUGCUAACUGCCUGUGGCUGCUGACCAACUCCAAACCAUGUGCCAACUGCAAGUCACCCAUUCAGAAGAAUGAGGGCUGCAACCAUAUGCAGUGUGCCAAGUGUAAGUAUGAUUUUUGUUGGAUCUGCCUGGAGGAGUGGAAGAAGCACAGCUCAUCAACAGGAGGCUACUAUCGCUGUACUCGCUAUGAGGUCAUCCAACAGCUAGAGGAGCAGUCCAAGGAGAUGACUGUAGAGGCAGAAAAGAAGCACAAAAGUUUUCAGGAGCUGGACCGUUUCAUGCACUAUUACACUCGCUUCAAGAACCAUGAACACAGUUAUAAGCUGGAGCAGAAGCUGCUGAAAACAGCUAAAGAGAAGAUGGAGCAGCUGAGCAGAGCCUUCAUUAGCCGUGAAGGCACUCCUCCAGACACACGGUUCAUUGAGGAUGGUGUGUGUGAGCUGCUGAAGACGCGGCGCGUGCUGAAGUGCUCUUACCCAUACGGCUUCUUCCUGCAGCAAGGCAGCACCCAGAAGGAGAUAUUUGAGCUCAUGCAGACGGAUCUGGAGAUGGUAGUGGAGGAUCUGGCACAGAAGGUGAACCGGCCGUACUUGAGGACGCCGUGCCACAAGAUCAUCAGCUCAGCCCGGCUGGUCCAACAGAAGAGGCAGGAGUUCCUGGCAUCAGUGGCCCGUGGCGUGGCUCCCAAUGACUCCCCCGAGCUUCCCCGUAGGAACUACCCUGGAGGAUCAUGGGACUGGGAGUACCUUGGCUUUGCCUCUCCUGAGAUGGGGAGUCGUCACUCUGUACUGGGGACAGGAGAUCAAAGAGAGAGACAGUCACAGGAUUAUGCUGACAUCCAGUACCGUCGUAGACACAGGCCACGGCGCAGAGGAGACAUGCUGAGUCUGCACAACCUUAGAAGCAGCAGCAACACACCAGAGACCAGCAGGAGGAGUGACAACACAGAAGGUCCAGAGAGGAGCGAGGGCCGCAGGAGAGUGCUGGGCUCGCUGGAUGAAGAUGACCCCAACAUCCUUCUGGCCAUCCAGCUGUCGCUCCAGGAUUCCCGCAGAGAGCGAGGCCUGGAGGGAGGCCUGGAGAGAGGGAUGGAGGGGAGAGCGGAGCUGGAGCGUGGAAUGGACAGAGGACAGGAGAGGAGGUCGGGUCCCGCAGGAGACCUGGCUGAUGUUUCUUUGCACUCCCUCAACACAGACGGUCCAGCAGGAGCCAGAGGCUCCUCCUUCCCCGCAUCUCUCCUGGAUCCUCCUCGUCCCCCUCACAGGACAGACUCCACCUCCCAACCCCCCACAGCUAACCCCCUCCCCCUCCCUCCCCCACCUCCCUCUCUCAGUGCAGAGCUGCUGGAGCUGGGAGACAGCCUUAUGAAAUUGGGGAACAUAACCACUCCUUAUGACCUGGACACACACACCCAGGAGCAGCUCUGCUCACACCACACAUACAACCACAGUGCUCUCACUGCUCCCUACACCAUUGAACCUGCUUACAGCGAUUGCAGCCAUAGACAAGACCAGAAUGCACUGACAGCUCCAUUUGUACUCGACCAUAUCACCAUCACAGGUCCUCGGUAUGACGGCAAAGAGCAGAGUUACUGCCACUCCAGUACUUAUUUGGCUGAGGCUGAGCACACUGCCUCCUGUGCAGUAGAGCGCACCCAAAACCCCGCCCAAAACCACGCCCUUCCUGGUACAUAUAACCGGGAGCACGCAGGCACGUAUGACAGCACCCCAAAACCGGAGAGCUCUUACAACCCCUGCCCAGAACACAGUAGCUCUUACACACAGGAGCGUCCUGCUGCCUACGCUCUGGAACGCCCACCCAAAACAGACCCUCAGCCCCCUGCCCAGUUGUGCCUCCCGUCUCCAGAGCUUGAGCCAGAGCUGCUGCUUUCACCAGUUAUCCCCCCAGGGGGCCCUUUCACCCCCAGCGAUCCUCAGAGUGUGGAGGCCCUGGACCCCACAGCCAGUGCCCAGCUGCUGGACAACAUCAUGGCCUGGUUUAACAACAAUAUCAACCCGCAGAACAACCCCCAGAGCCUGGCCCUCAUCCCCUCCCCGCCCACCACAGAAACCGACUCCUCCCCUGACACACACACUGAGACUGAGUCAGAGAGCCAGACCUCCAGGGGCGUGACCCCCGCCCCGCUCUGGCAGCCCCUGGAGGGCCAGCCAGAAGCGGACAGAGGGACGGCGAGUCCCCGUUUAGGUGCUGCCGGCGUGGAGGGCCCGAAGACAUCGAGGCCCAGCACUUUGGAGCUGGAAAACAGAGAGGCUGGCGAGGAGGGUGUGGACGCAGGGUGUGUGGCAGACCUGUCGCUGGCCGAAGCGCACACACACCCGUGCUCACACUCCCAACGUGUAAACAGCCCCACACACACUGCCCCGGCCACAGAGAGAGACUUAGACCUCGUUCUUCAGCUAGAGGUGGACCAAUCACCUGAAGAGUGGGAGGAGCAAGUACACCUGGUGUGAUGGAGUAGAGAGAGAAAGUCGAGCCAAGUGCAGGAAGAGAGAGAUGAGAAGAGUGAUGAAAGUGAAAGAGGAAAGAAAAUCAAAGACAAGAAAACUAGAGCGAAGCACUGGAGGAAAAAUAUAAGAUACAACGGUGAUGCCUCAAUGAAAGAUGUAGGUCUUUUGGGGUUGAGUGUUUACUGUAUGUAUUAUACUGUAUCUAGAAAGGACAUAAAACCCUGCAGACUUUGUCCAGUAAAGAUGAUGUCAUAUGCAGUUUGAUUUUUUUUUUUUUUUUUUUUUAAGUGCUUUGGUCUGCUGUAAAAACAGACAAACUAUUCUUUGAAAACAAAUGAGUGUUUAAAACGGAGUACAUCAAUGGAAAGCUACUGAUAUCAUCAUGACAUAAAAUGCUGCACGUUUUUGUUUUCUUAUUUUAUUUAUUCCCUGCCUCCUGUAUUUGUCUUCUCAGUUUGUUCAGGGUGAAGCUUUGGUGCUGCUGAAAAUCCAAACUUGCCUCGUACACCCACACUUUAACACACUGACCCAACCGCGAGCCUGUUCAGAGCUCCGAGAGCCAAAUAUGAUGAUAACUGUAACCUUGGGGCUUGUUAGCGUACUGUACAAUCAGAGGGCCUGAUUCAGAUUUUUUUUGGACCUUCAUGCACACUGUGCCUGCUUUGUUAAGAAAGCCAACACACUACUGAUCUUUCCUCUAGGUAGGCUGCAAAGAACCAGGAUACACCUGUCUGCUUGGUAAACGUAUCUGACGGUAACAGUACUUUUGUAACAUUCAGACGAUCGCAGAAGAUAAAUUGUCUUGUCCCUCUGCACAGCGAGGUCAGAUAUCAGUCUCAGCUACAGAGCAGCAGUAGGAAUUCAGUGUCUUGCUCAAAGGCACUUCAGCAUCAGGGGUGCUUGUUUUCAGAGGGGAUUGAACUCUAUUCUUCCUGCUCACUGCACCAUCCUGCUACUCAUUCCAUGUACUUCUCUGUCUUUAUCAGAGAUUUUUAACCAUUAGUCUCAUAAAUAUUGCAAUAUUUUACAGUUGCUUUGGCUCAGUGUUCGCAAGUUUUUCAAUUGGCAAUACACUUACAACAAAAUGCCUACGAACACACAAUGAAAACAUAUUUAUCAAACUAGGUAAUUUAAGUUAACACAGCAUCACAAUUUUGUAUAUGUUCACCACUGAAUUUUAAACCUUGUUGCAUUUCUAAAAUAAAAUUGUCAUUAUCAAAUAAUGCUGUCAAACAGUAACUAAUUCUGCACCAUUGUCAUUUCCUCAACAUUGUGUGAAUUCUAUUGACAAAAAUGUGUCAGAACUCAGUAUUUGAAAUGACAGAGUAAGAACGGCUUUUGAAAACUUUAAUUUUGUCUAUAAAACAUUUUUGUUUCCAAUUAAUAUAGAUGAAGUCCAAGGUCUGACUUUAUACAGCAGUAAAUUCUUUAUUUAAACAAGUCAAAAUAAUGACUUGGGACUGUACUUCUCUGCAUUUGUUUACUCACCAAAACGCAGAUAUUUUAAUUCCUUGUAUGUUUAAUCCUCUAAAAUACAGUAAACUGCCGUAACCCUGGAAUGCAUAACAUUCAACCACAGUGUGUUCAGGGUGAGAUUGUAUUGAGUCAGUGUGUCUCUUUUCAUUAAUCAUGGAAUCUGAGCCAAAGCAGGUGUCAAAUACUGUAAAUGAAAAUACUUCUUCUACUUUUAUAACUGCAGACUUUGCUGUUUUUAUCAUAUCUAUUCCACUACUGAUGGCCGGUACAGUGUGCUGUUGGUAGAUGGGAGAUGGGCUGGGUUUUUACUGUAAUUUAUCCUUUUUUAUUCCUUUAUUCCUUAUCAUGGAGAUGAAAUCUCUUCCAGUUGAGACCAGAGUUGUUGGGUCUGUGUGCCUUUUGUUUCGAUCGUAUUUGUUUAUUUGUUGGUAUUUAUUAGUGUCAUAACUUUUGGAACAUGCUAAACAAGUUGCUAAUGAAAGUUAAUGGAGAACACACCACUCUGGCUGUUGCCAUAAUACACUGAGGUUCUUGAUGCACAUUAGUGUUGUUUGUCCUCUCAGCCCUGGUUUAUCUCACUUGUCCUUAUCCCCAGAGAACACAUACCCAUGUUCUGGCCAUUUAGCUUAUAUGAGAACCGCUUUGAGGCUGUCUCAAGGAAUUAAUUUUUCAAUUAUUCACACUUAUUAGUUUCCACUAUAAUUAACAACCACUUUAUCUGAAUGUUGCUAAAGUCAAGUCGGCCUUUGAUUUCAGAAGGAUCUUGAAAUCUGAUGUAGCACUCUGACUCCUUAUGUCUACAAGGAAAUUAAACACUGCCUGUUGUGUUGAGAUAUGAUUUGGUGCUUUGGGAACUGGAAUGGUAAUAAUGGAGUGUUUUAAUCACACUUUGACGGCAUGCCAAACAAAUGUAAGGAAAUCCUGUCUUAAGACCAGAUUCUGAUUCUGUUAAAUUCUUCCCACUGGUUAACGAAAGCAUCCAGUUACAGAGAACGUGAUGUGCAAACAAAAAGGCAUCAAUUAGAAUUGAGGGUGUGAGUUUGAAGCUUUUUUUUUUAAAGGGAAGUGGCAAAAGUACUCCACAGAAAUGAACUUGACCUUAGAGGAAGUGACAAAAGCCUAAAACAACACCUUUUCCUUUCCGAACUGAACAUUAAACUGUGAAGGUGCUGGACAGGUUGUAGGUGCUGAGGAAGACAUUUCAUAAAAGCCUGCUGAGAUGUGAGCGCAGCUGGUGUCGCCCCUAACGUUUCAGACUUUGUUGACUGAGGAAUGGCUUGAUCAACGGGACUGCGCACACGUCUCAUGGGGUGAAUGGUGCAGCAGUGGAAGCGAUGAGUCUGGGGUCCUUUAAUUUGCAAAAGCAUGCUGUUAAUGAGUUGCACUAAUCCAGUGCUGUAAGGCAAGAUAUGGACGACUGAUGAGUGCGGCUAUUAUUAUUAUUAUUUUUAUUUUAUUUUAUUUAUUGUUUUUGUUUUCUUAAUUAAGAAAUGGAUUUAUGGCAUCAAAGGAAUGGUCCUGUGCCAUUUUGUACUCCAUAUAUAAUGUUUAUAUUUUAACGAUCCCUCGACCAAGAACUUCAGAAUACAAUAAAAAAAAAAAAAGAAAUUGCACUCUCAUAGAUUAUACUUGAUACAUUCCCAGUCGGACCGUAAGAGAGGUUUGAUGUGUGGCCAAAACUGUAAAUGAAAGUGUCAGUGCAAAGUUUACUCUCAAUAAAAAGAACUGAAAGUGUGUCGCUAUGAGUUUUGUGUGCCCUGAUUUGAAAAUCUGCCAAAAAAAAGAACAGGCGGCUUUCACGUGACACCGUUUCUUCUUUCCCCGAUCCCUGUGAUCACUACAGCAUCACAUACUGUGCAUGUAGGACAAGUUAGAGCUGUGAGUCUGCCACUCAGUCUACUGUCAGUUUCCACCUGUCACUAGUUAUCAACAACAUGCCAAACAGGAUCAAGUAAACUAACUAUUUAUUUUUUAAACACAUAUACAAAGAGCCUGUUCUUGGGCUUUUUCUUUUGUUAGUUAAAAACACAACAAAAAAUCCAGAUUCUUUAUAACCGAUGAGGUGAAAAAGAUUCACUUACAGAUUUAGUACUAGGCGCUCAAGUAAAUCUACAGAUAUUCCCUCUUAUUGACAGGUCUGUGGCUGU